AGAAAGCCGUUGACAUCUAUCGCCGAACACCGCCCGAACAAGUCAUGACACCGCCACAAAAUGCUUGGUAAACAACUCCAGUGUAGAUCGGACUUGUGUUUUAGGUUAUUGGAUAUAUUUAUGUAUUUCCGGAUAUCAGAUAUUUUAUAAGAUAUAAGGAGCAGACAUGUUCCAGAUAUGCAUGUCCGUAAUUUCAUAUACGCAGCAACAAUAUUCUCUUUAAUGGAUUGAUGGGACAGUUUCUACGUGCAUCCAAUCCGGACCUCAAAAAUCUCACUGCUACUGUAUGAGUCCAGGGAUAUAUCUGAGCAUGGAUAAAGACAGUAUGGAUGUGAACCAAGAGCUGACCAAGCUGAAGACUAAAAUUCAAGAGACCAGGGAGAAGAUCCUAGCCAUGCCUGAGAUAGAGUCCAGUCCUGGGGAGCAACAGGAGCAGCUGAAGACCAUGAGAGAGAAGGUGGACACCAAGACACAGCUUCUACAAAAAUACAAGGGCCUCUGUGUGUUUGACUCUCCCAAAUCAUAGUGGGAUGGGGACAACAUUUUGGUGAAUGGAUUAUCAGGGCAUGGACCGAAAAGACUAAGUAUGGCAUCCAAACUAAUUUAGCUAGGUUUCACUGUUGUUUAACGUCAAGUUAAAUAAUGGUGAGUGCAGCGUUCAGUCUGGUUUAACCAGGCUACAAAAGACUGACCUUUUUAUGCCAAAUGUGUUCAUCAUUCAGUGAGUUCAUAGCCUGGCUUCUUUCAAUUUAGAUAAGUACUGACUGUUUGAUAUCGCGCAAUUGUAGAACAGAAUUAUUAUCAAUAAGAAGUGUUAAAUAGUGUAUAUUUAGCUGAUUUUAUUGUUGUAUUGUAGAAAUAAACACAUUUCAUUGGG
This is a messenger RNA of Oncorhynchus keta (chum salmon), 877 nucleotides long. Its product is annotated as mediator of RNA polymerase II transcription subunit 9. Gene Ontology annotation, biological process: regulation of transcription by RNA polymerase II. The record is from RefSeq and is a predicted model, not a curated record. Bases 287 to 526 code for a protein of 79 amino acids. NCBI's taxonomy places the organism in Eukaryota, Metazoa, Chordata, Actinopteri, Salmoniformes, Salmonidae. The transcript has 2 exons. Gene Ontology annotation, cellular component: mediator complex. Gene Ontology annotation, molecular function: transcription coregulator activity.